Molecule: messenger RNA, 16194 nt
Organism: Westerdykella ornata
Lineage: Eukaryota; Fungi; Ascomycota; Dothideomycetes; Pleosporales; Sporormiaceae
Product: nonribosomal peptide synthetase-like protein 2
Exons: 2
Coding region: 1-16194 (5397 amino acids)
Biological process (GO): secondary metabolite biosynthetic process; amino acid activation for nonribosomal peptide biosynthetic process
Cellular component (GO): cytoplasm
Molecular function (GO): catalytic activity; phosphopantetheine binding
Source: RefSeq, a predicted model, not a curated record
AUGACACCACCCUCCAAUCCGGGCCUCUCCAUCCUGAACGGGCAUCCCAGCUUGAUCCCAGGUCCUACCCUCCUCCACGAACUUGUGCCAUCCCCCACAAACGUAGAGAAUCUCGCCAUCGAUUUUCUUGAAGAUGGAAUCAGGAGAGAGAUUUCGUACAAAUCGCUGCACUCCCUUAGCGAUCUUCUUGCAAGGCGGAUCGCCAGUGCCUUGGCCACCCUGACACAUGCCUGUCCCGUUGUCCCCAUCUUUCUACCUCAGUGUCCUGAGCUUUACAUCGCAAUAUUAGCCGUCCUCAAAGCAGGAAAGGCUUUCUGCCCUCUCAGCCUAGACACUCCAUCAGAGAGACUCGAGUUCAUUCUCGGCGAUCUGAACGCAGGCCUGGUUGUCACAACAUUAGCGCAUCGCUCAGAUGUCUUUGCAAGGACAAACAUAAUCACUUUAUACAUGGAUGGUGGUCCCUAUGACGACGAUGUUACGGCUCCGCCCAGCGUCGUGACGACCGAUCUGGCAUAUGUGUUGUAUACAUCAGGUUCCACCGGUCUACCCAAAGCCGUGGGAGUUUCUCAUCAAGCCGUCACUCAGAGCCUACUGGCUCAUCAUCGCCACAUCCCAGACUUCAACCGCUUCCUUCAAUUCGCUGCGCCGACCUUUGACGUUUCUAUCUUCGAGAUCUUCUUCACCCUCUUCCGCGGCCGAACCAUCGUAGGCUGUUCUCGUUCACGCAUGCUUGCCGAUCUGCCCGCUACCAUCAACAAACUGCACGUCGAUGCUGCCGAACUAACCCCUACAGUUGUUGGCAAUCUGCUUCAGGGUCGAACAAGCGUACCAAGCCUCACGUUACUGCUGACCAUUGGGGAGAUGCUAACAAGAAAGAUUAUUGAAGACUUUGGCGGCGACUCCGAGUCCCAAAGCAUAUUAUGGGGCAUGUAUGGGCCAACUGAGGCAGCUAUCCAUUGCACCCUGCAAGCUGGAUUCCAGAAAGGCUCUGUCGUUGGCAAUAUUGGUUAUCCCCUCGAUACUGUUUCAAUCUUCAUCGCAAAACCGACAUGCGAAGGAGACUUGGCCGCCGAUGUGACAAUUCUUCCAAUUGGAGAAGUGGGCGAAUUGGUCGUAGGUGGUUAUCAACUUGCAGAAGGAUAUUUAAACCGCCCGGAACAAACAGCAGCUGCUUUUGUACAACACCCGGUUUUCGGCCGCCUCUACAGAACUGGCGAUAGAGCCCGCCUCCUGCCAGACGGCACAUUAGAAUGUCUUGGCCGUAUCACCUCCGGACAGGUCAAAUUGAAGGGUCAAAGGGUGGAGCUUGGUGAAAUCGAACAGUACCUCUCGAAAAUUGAAGGCUGCCUCGCGUCGAUAGUCCUCGUCGUCGACGACAUUUUGGUGGCUUUCUGCACAGUAGGACCAGCUUCACUUACAAGGGACCAUAUUAUAUCUGCCUGCAAACGUUGGCUACCCAGCUAUAUGGUACCCGCAGAUAUCGUCUUCGUACGUCACAUGCCACAAUCGACAUCUGGAAAAGUUGACAGAAAUGCCCUGAGGUCGUUGUACCUCCGCGGAAGAAUCUCGAGGGAGCUCCCCACUCCACCUGAGUCACCUCCAAACUCCCCUAUCUACCAGAUCCUUCAAGACGUUUUAGGGAGGCCAAUUCCGCUAUCCACUCCUCUGGCAUCUCUGGGACUGGACUCACUCUGCUCCAUCCGAGUAGUAUCUCUCCUGCGCGCAAAAGGCUAUAACGUGAGCGCCGCCGAUGUAAUGUCCGCUUCUCACAUGGAGGACCUUGCCUCAAUCUGUGAUUCCACAAUUGGGAAGAUUGAGGAACCGCCACUUUCCAAAACCUACGACGAUCUUAAGGAAUUGACACUCAAGCUGCCAACUGUCGCACGCUACCGCGAUUUAAUAGUCGAGAUUAUCCCCUGCACGCCUUUACAAGAAGCUAUGCUUGCAGAGUCGAUGCACCAACCGGGUGUUUACUGUAACUGGAUUGAGCUCGAACUAUCCACUUUCCAUACACUCACCGAAAUCAGAAGUCAUAUAGACCGCCUUGCCGGAGAUAAUGAGAUAUUGCGUUCUGGAUUCGCACCUGUACGAACAAGUACGGGAUCCUUCUCCCAAAUCAUCUUGGAAAGACUGGAUUCUGAUCAGAUCAAGGUCGUGGAUCGAUUUUCAAGGGAAUACACUCUCGAAUCAGAUGAAGCUCUGCUCCGACCAUUUAGCGUACAGGUGGAUAUGAACCUGCCAAGACCUAAACUUCUAUUCCAGAUGCACCACGCAUUGUACGACGGCUGGUCCGUUGAUCUCAUAUUACGCGAUUUGAACAACCUGUUCCAAGAUAAACCAAUCGAUGCCCGACCGCCAUACCGUCAGGUCGUGCAAUAUUACUCUGGAACGCAGCACGGAGACGUGGCGAAAGCCCAUAUCUCAUACUGGAGUCGACAACUUGAUGGUUAUAACCCUAUCAACUUGCCUAACUUCAAUGGGAAGAUAAUAGGAUCUAAAUCCGUUGAAAGACACACCAGGAUAUCCGGAGUGGACGCACGACUGUUGCUUAGUCGUGCCCAAGAGUACUCAGUCAAUCCCCAGGUAUUCUACCAAGCCGCGGUCAUCCGUAUGAUGAGCCUCUUCCUAGGUUCUACCGAUGUGGCCAUUGGUACUGUAACCUCUGGAAGGACAAUCCCCUUGACCGACAUCGAAAGGAUUGUGGGACCAUGCAUCGCCUCACUCCCGUUACGCGUUGAUCUUGCAGAAUGUCGCACGGGUCUCGAUGUGCUACGAAAUGUCCAAAGGGCAAACAGAGAAAUGAUCCAACAUUGCACAUUACCUCUAAAAGAUAUCGUGAAGAUCCGUGGCCUUCGUCCAGGCACCCAGAUAUUCGAUGUUCUCUUUGUCUGGCAACAAUCGCUCUUCCCCACUCAUCAUGAUGAUACCAUAAAGAUACUUGACAACGCGGAUCAGCUUGAGUACAAAUUGACCCUAGAGUUUGAACCGCACGAAGAUUGCAUUUUCUCUAAAGCUACCUAUGAUCCUCGCACUUUUCCUGAGGCCUCAAUUCGCCAUCUCUUCCACCAGGUCGACGAUAUCGUCAGGUACCUUCUGAAUACUGCUCACGAGAAUUUCGACAGAGUGCUGGGCUGCUUCAGUCCCGAGACUCUAUCCAUUGCCAAUCCAAUUCCGAAAUCGAAACCCAUCAAACAUGGUCCGGCUUAUGCUGUAGAGAGAUGGGCGGUGGAGACACCUUGCCGGGAAGCCAUUCUUUUAGCUUCUCGGAGGGAUGGGGCUCUGAGAAUAACAUGGAGUAUCUCAUACCAGGAUCUCAAUAUGCGAGCUAACCAACUGGCACAUGCUCUGGCAAAACUCGGUUUACAAGAAGACGAGCUGAUUGGUGUCAUUAUGGAGAAGUCCAUUGAUCUUUACGUCGCGAUUCUAGCGAUACUGAAGUUGGGUCAUGGAUAUUUACCCAUUGUGCCUGAUACACCUGCAGAGAGGACAGCUAGAAUACUGACAAAUGCUCGUAUCCGGAUUUGUAUAAGUGAACGAGCCAUAUCACGACGGAUUCGUGGCAUAUCGUCGUGCCACGUCAUUGACGUUGACCUCAUGGAUUUUUCGUUACAUCGUCAUUGGAACCCCGAAGUAGUCUACGAGGGAUCAAAUGUUGCCUACGCGGUGUACACAUCCGGCAGCACUGGUACCCCAAAAGGCGUUUUGGUCACACAGGACAAUCUCAUGAGCAACAUUGAAUAUCUCUACAGUGUUUAUCCUACAACCCCAAACUCAAGACUGUUACAGGCCUGCUCCCAGGCUUUCGACGUCUCAGUGUUCGAGAUAUUCUUCGCCUGGUACGCUGGUAUUUGCUUGUGUACGGCCACUAAAGACGAUCUCUUCAGCGAUUUGGAGAAUUCGAUAAGGAUCCUAAGAGUCACACACCUAAGCCUCACUCCCACUGUCGCUUCACUCAUCAAUCCGGAUCGCGUACCAAGCGUUCAAUUUCUCGUAACUGCCGGGGAGGCUCUUACAGAGCAUGUUAGGAGACAAUGGUCAAGCAGGGGACUGUACCAAGGCUACGGUCCGUCUGAGACCACGAAUAUCUGUACUGUUCGCGGGCCUUUCAGAACCGAAGACCUGAUCAACAAUAUAGGGUCUCCAUUUGAGAACACGUCGGCCUUCGUCUUAGCCCCGGAGGGUGAACAUAUCUUACCUCGAGGCGCUGUAGGCGAGCUCUGCUUUGGCGGAACGCAGGUCUUCCGCGGCUAUAUGAAUGACCCGGAGCUUACCGCGAGGAAAAUCAUAGAACAUCCUCAGUACGGUCGAAUCUAUCGUUCCGGCGAUAUGGGAAUACUGCUUCCGGAUGAUUCUAUACUAUUCACCGGCCGCAUCGAUGACCAGGUCAAAAUACGUGGACAGCGAGUGGAACUCGGCGAGAUCACCUCGAAGAUACUUGACAACAACGACGUCGAAGACUGCGUAACACUCCUUUUCCAAUUGGAAAACGAUAACCAGCGAUUGGUGGCAUUUUGGGUUCCCAAAAAUGCGAGCAGCGACGUUUUCGAACCACUCACACCAGCCGAGUUUCAUCCUGCCAUUGUUUCCAUCUACCAGACGCUGGGCUCGAAUUUACCAGAAUAUAUGGUGCCGACGCAUCUGGUGCCCAUAUCCAAGAUUCCCCAAACCGCUCAAUCCAAAGUUGACAAAAGACUCCUUUUUUCCACGUACAAAGGCAUAUCAAAUGAGUUCCUUGAACCGGCGGCGUUCAGCGUGUUGCCGAUGGGAAAAUCCAACGGUUUUAAUGAGAGGGAAAGAUUGAUUGCGGCAAUUCUAGCCGACAUCAUCAAAGUGCCCCAAGACUCUAUCUCGCCGACAGCGUCUUUCUUCAACUUAGGGUUGGACUCCCUAUCCGCUGUACAUUUCUCAAGAGAGCUCAGGUACGCUAGAGUUGCGGACGUCCCUGUCUCUUCCAUCAUGAAGCACUCCACCGUCGCCGCUUUAUCCGCGAAGUACCCUCAUUUCGAGGAGCCGCGAAUUCCACGUCUGGCACGAGCAAAAAAAGCUCAGGACGUUUUAACUCGUAGGCUGCGACGGCGGUUAGCUUUAGAUUACAGGGCCCAAAUAGUGCAGGUGCAAGAGCUACUGCCCUGUACAGCUUUACAGGAGGCUAUGGUUUCUAGGUCAAUCGAGGGCCGCGAUUUAUCUUAUUGCAACACCAUGAUUUUCAGCGUGAACGGAGACAUUCAUCGCUUACAAGAAUGCUGGGCGGAGAUGUUUAAAAGACACCAGAUCCUUCGCACCGCCUUUCUACCCACCGAUGAACCGGAUCGUCCAUUCGUUCAAGCUGUACUGCGCUAUGAGCAAUUCCAAUGCGAGGAGAUCCAGUCAGCUCGAAACUUUCAAAUCGAGGUUUCCAAAUCGAUUUUACAGUUGCUUCAAUCUGGCAAGCCACCAAUCCGGCUCAUGACUCGGCAGACUGAUUCGUCGAACCAGUUGAUUCUAUGUUGCCAUCAUGCUCUUUAUGACGGUGUAGCGAUGGCAGUGCUUAUGAAGGAAGUCGAGCAGGUAUAUCAUGGAGAACAGCUGCAGCCGCCCGUUCCGUACGAACCAUACCUGUACCAUGUUGUCUGUCAUGACUUUGCUGCCGCUGAUCGAUUCUGGGAGUCUGCCCUCGUCGGUAUUGAGCCCACCAAUUUUCCUUCUCUCACUGGCAACACGAAAGAUCUGGAGCCCACCUUGGCCACCUCUGUUUCCUCGAAGGUUUUGAGUACCUCUUUGAGCGAAGCAUCACGAUUCAGCCACAGCAUUGGAGUUUCACUCCUUUCGGUCAUACAGGCCACAUGGGCUAAACUUCUCUAUUUCUAUACAGGGGAACAAGACUUGUGCUUCGGAAACGUCGUGAGUGGGCGGACCCUACCAGAAGACGACUUGGACCGCUUGGUGGCGCCUUGCUUCAACACUGUUCCUGUUCGCGUCAAUACUGGGUUCGAAAAGAGCAACAUUUGCAUUGUCAAGGAAUUCCACGCAUUUGGCAUUGAUAGUAUGCCAUAUCAACUAACUCCGCUCCGCCGCAUCCAAGCACACAUGUGUAGAGGUCAAGGCCCUCUUUUCAACACAAUUGUCCUUCUCCAGCAACCUACCACUGCUCUGGAUAAAGCUAUUUGGACCCUGGAUGAAGAUAUUGGAGACAUGGAACUUCCCGUCGUUUGCGAGGUACUCCAGGAAACAGCGGGAGACUUGCUAAGGCUGAAUUUACACCACGACACUUCGCUCAUAUCAAUUGAUGAUGCGAAGGUCGUACUGGAAACUUUCAGUCAUGCUCUUCAAUGUCUCCUCAAGUUUCCCGAUGCUCCAGCUAGGGAUACUAUCGGCUUUCCUCGAGAAUUGUUGGCUACCGCCAAUCCGGAUAUCGACAUACAGGAAUUGGCGGACUCCCAAUUCCUGCACUCCGCCUUUGAAAGAAAUGUCAUGGUUCGCCCCGGGCAUAUUGCGCUCGACUUUAUACAUAGCAGUGGCAGCAGAACAAGUUGGUCUUUCGAACAGCUCAAUGCGUUGGCGAAUCAAACUGCGCAUUGCCUGAUUUCGCAAGGUAUUGGCCCUGAGGAUAUAGUGCCCAUCCACAUGCUCAAGGGUCCUCAGUUCUACGCUAGCGUUCUUGGGGUCUUGAAAGCGGGUGCCGCUUUUACCCCAUUCAACCCCGAUCUUCCAAAGGCCAGGAAAGAAUUCAUGCUUGCUGAACUCAGCUCGAAGGCCAUACUAUGCGCCGAAGGGGAAGAGCUGGAUUGGUGCCCUAACAUCAUGCCCAUAAACGUGUCAGAUACACAACAAUAUUCGACAGAGAACCCAACGGUACCAGAUCUGGCACCUACAAACUUGGCGUAUUGCUUGUACACAUCCGGGUCUACAGGGGUGCCGAAAGCAGUGAGCAUGGAGCAUCGUGCACCCAUUCAAACGAUCCAAAACAGCAGAGAUCGAAUACCAUGGCAUCCCGACUCAAGAUUGCUACAAUAUGCAGCCACCACAUUUGAUAUGUGCUAUUACGAUUGUUUCAUAGCUUGGUCUUUUGGCUUUACUCUCUGCGCUGCAGAACAAGCCGCAAUGCUUGAUGACCUUCCCAGUGUGAUUAGAUCACUCAACGUGGACCUCCUGGACCUUACACCUUCGGUCGCUGCAUCACUCAAAAGAGCAGAGGUGCCUUCAGUACGGUGGUUGUACUGCAUUGGGGAGGCUAUGUCUCCAGAAGUUGUAAAAGAAUGGGACGGAGCAUGUGUCAACUCUUAUGGUCCCACAGAGGCUGCAUUCUGCACAACCAUCUUCCCUGUAGAACCCGGAAGGAGCGUCAAUGUUUUCGGCAAGCCGUUUCUUUCGACUACUUUAACUGUUGUUCCUCUGUCAGGUGGAGAUGUGUUGCCAAUUUUUGGCGUAGGAGAGCUAUAUAUUGGCGGCGCACAACUGGCUAGGGGUUACCAUAACAGGCCUGAUUUGACCGAAGAAAGAUUUGUUUUACGGGGUGAGAAGAGAUUUUAUAAGAGCGGGGAUAUGGUUCGCAUGCUGCGUGACGGCAACUUUGAGUUCAUCGGCCGAGCAGACGAUCAAGUCAAGAUUCGCGGUCUCAGGGUCGAGCUCGGAGAGAUUAACAGCGUCAUUCAAGCAAGUGACGACCGCAUACAGUCUGUCACGACGCAGAUACUGCAAACGGAUGCGAGGUCGAAACACCAAUUGGUAGCCUUCAUGGUUGCUGGCCCGUCAGACAAGGAGCAGCGGACCGAGAUAAAGCGCAAGGCUGAACGAGCGGCGCUGAAUUAUCUCCCAACGUAUAUGGUUCCGCAAUUCUACAUCUUCCUGGGCAAGAUACCCAAGUCUCCUGCCGGGAAGAUCGCCAAGAAGGCCCUGGCGAGCAUUUUCCUGAGCGACGUCAACAUAAGGCCUGAUCCAGAGCUUGACGACGCCAGGGCUGGGAGGGAAGAUUGGACAGAAACGGAAUGCCAGAUUCGGGAAGUGUUUGCGAAAAUAUCUGGGAGUCCUCCAGAGAGGAUCAAUCCUGCCACCACCAUAUACCAGCUUGGCCUUGAUAGCAUCAGUGCGGUACAGGUCGCGGCUGGUCUACGGAAGAGAGGCUUCUCUGUCACUGUGAGUCAUGUUCUAAAGUAUAUGACCUGCCGAGCACUUGGGAUCUAUCUCGCCGACUCGUCGCCCAAGGCAGUGGUGGACGCCACAGCUUUCGACUUCGGAUCUUUUGAUCAGAAUGCACGACCAGAUAUCGUUCGGGCAUUGCACAUUGCGGAUCAGGAUAUUGAGAGGAUUUCCCCCUGCACGCCUGUGCAAAAGGGUAUGAUCUCACAAUUUCUUUCGCGCCAUGGAUCACUUUACUUCAAUCACAUGCGCCUGCAUCUCCAUUCGAAUGUCGAUCUGCUCCGACUUCAAGCCGCCUGGUCAACGGCGAUGAGUUCGCACCGAAUGCUUCGCACUGGAUACUUUCAAGUUGAUGAUCCAAAGCAUGCUUUCGCCAUGAUACACUAUGCCGAAUCGGCUUUCAAGCUCCCAUGGGAGGAUAGGACUGACUCGCAAGCCGUGUCAACGGAAGAAUGGCUCAACCGGGCAGCAAAGAACGCAAGUGACAACCUCCACGAGCCAGGAUGGCGUAUACGGCUAGUGAAGGAAAACAACGAGGUUAUGCUGGACCUCGCAAUAUUCCAUGCCUUGUACGAUGCCCAAAGCCUGAGUAUUCUUCUCGAAGAUGUCUUAAAAUCAUACACGAAGCGGACGAUUAGCCCACCGGUAGCCAUUGAGCCCGUUAUCAGCACCAUUCUGAAGCUCAGCAGCGAAGACAAUACUGAGUCGAGGGACUUUUGGAGAACUCUAUCAUCGACCGUCACUUUGAACCGAUUUCCUGACUUGUCGCCUCUGAGAUACCCACCUGCGCCUCCCUCGGUGCUCACACAUACUUGUACAGUGCCUCUACGAGAAUUUGAAAAGGGAUGUCGGGAGUCGAAUAUCACGCUACAGGCAGCUGGCAUUGCUGCUUGGAUGUCGUUGCUGUUUGCUUAUACGGGAGAAGCUUCCGCAACUUGUGGUGUGGUGCUGUCCGGUCGCAGUUUCGACGCUGCUCGGUCUGUUGUCUUUCCGUGUAUCACGACUGUGCCUUUCGCAUGUACUGUUGGCGAUGACAAGAAGGGGAUGCUGAAAGAGAUUAUGGCUCUGAAUGCGGAAAUUCAGCAGCACCAGUUCGUUCCCCUGAAUGAGAUUCAAAGACUGAUGGGUCAUCCGAACGAGGCGUUGUUCGAUACACUGUUCACUUUUCAGAAGAUUCAGGAUAGCCAGGGUCACAAUGAUCUAUGGAAAGUUGUCGAUGAGAAAGCGGCGGUCGAGUAUCCGGUUUCUAUCGAGCUGGAACCGAAGGGCGAUUUUCUCGAGCUGCGACUCACGUUCCUACCACACGUCAUACCUCAACCGCAGGCUUCGCUCAUGCUGAAACAACUCGAGCAAUUGAUAAUGGAUUUUGCUCUUCUGGAGACGAACACUGGGACCGAGGAGUAUGAUCCGUCACUGUAUUCCAUUACGCGCCCGAGUGAACCAAUUCUGCCCUCCGACGUUGCGUUACUGCAUGAACUUGUUGAGUAUUCUGCAGCCCGAACACCAAGUGAUAUUGCACUUGAGUUCGCGACAUCCGUCGAUGAGGGCAAUUUCAAGAGUCAAUCCUGGACAUAUGCGCAGCUUGAUUCGGAAAGCAACAAGAUUGCCCACCUUCUUAUCUCCCACGGAGCGCGCCCUGGUUCUCUCAUAGGUAUAUGCUUUGACAAAUGCCCAGAGGCGUAUUUUGCCGUAGUGGGGAUCCUGAAAGCUGGUUGUGCAUUUCUAGCACUGGAUCCGGGUGCCCCUGUUGCUCGCAAAUCUUACAUUGUGCAGGACUCUGGUGCAAGUCUCGUACUGUCGAUGUCUGCGCAGUCGCGUGAAUUACGUGAGAAGACGACGGCAACGGUUAUCGAUUUGGACUUCGUCGAUUUGGGUUCUGCAUCGACAGAGAAGCCUGUCUUAUCUCGAGCAAUCGAUCCGCAGGACUGCAGUUAUUGUCUUUACACGUCUGGGACUACAGGAACACCGAAAGGAUGCGAAAUCACGCAUGAGAAUGCUGUACAAGCGCUCAUGGCAUUCAGGCGGAUCUUCAGCGGUCACUGGAAUUCUGACUCACGUUGGUUGCAAUUUGCCUCCUUCCACUUCGAUGUGUGUGUCCUGGAGAUGUUCUGGACCUGGUCUGUUGGCAUCAGACUUGUUUGCGCGCCUCGCGAUGUCAUAUUGGAUGACCUGGCGGCAACAAUCAAUGCGCUACAGGUUACACACAUCGAUCUCACUCCUAGUCUCGCACGGCUUCUACAUCCGGAUGAUGUGCCAAGCCUGUGCAGAGGCGUCUUUAUCACAGGCGGGGAGAGUCUGAAGCAGGAGAUUCUAGAUGUCUGGGGCCCCAAGGCUGUCAUCUACAACGGCUACGGUCCUACUGAGGCGACCAUCGGUGUCACAAUGUACCCGCGCGUUCCGGAAAACGGGAAACCGUCGAAUAUCGGGCCUCAGUUCGACAACGUGGGCUCUUUCGUGCUGAAGCCCAAUUCCGAUGUUCCAGUGCUGAGGGGUGGUGUCGGUGAACUUUGCGUGUCAGGCAAACUGGUGGGGAAAGGGUAUUUGAAUCGUCCAGAACUGACUAGUGAACGGUUUCCCUACCUCGCCCGCUUCGGAGAGAGAGUUUAUCGCACUGGUGACCUGGCCAGGAUCUUGCAUGAUGGCACCUUCGACUUCUUGGGUCGUGCAGACGACCAGGUCAAGUUACGCGGUCAGCGGCUUGAAAUCGGGGAGAUCAAUUCGAUCAUCAAGCAGUCUGCUAGCGGUAUCUCGGAUGUUGCGACGUUAGUAUUGAAACAUCCGAAACAGCAGAAGGAGCAGCUUGUCAGUUUUAUCAUAAGUACUUCAAAGCGGGACGUCGAACCUCGGAUUCUCUUUCAGAGUGCAAAGGAUGCAGUGGCUGCCAGAGAGGCAUGCCAGCAACGCUUGCCGGGUUACAUGGUUCCGACGCAUUUCGUCUCUUUAUCGGCUAUGCCGUUGUCUGCGAACAAUAAGGCCGAUCAUAGGAGGCUUAGAGAGAUGUAUGAGGCUCUUUCGGUAAGCGAUCUUCAGAUGCUUUCCAGAUCGACGGAGGAGAAAGAGGAGGUUUGGGUAGCCGAUGAACGCAGAAUUGCUCAGAUUCUGCAAGAUUUCCUGCGGAUUGGGACUGAUGUCAAGAGGAACACAAGUUUGUUUGAACUUGGUCUCGAUUCUAUCUCGGUCAUUGGGUUUACACGGGCACUAAAGAACGCUGGAUUUUCUGAGGCAAGCGUGUCUAUUGUCUUGAAAAACGAUUCCGUCUCCAGACUUGCGAAGGCUCUAUCUGCGACUAUGGUGUCCUCUAAUCACCGUGCCGCCGUCGCCGCAGCUCAACAAGAGAUUGCAGCUGUUCAGCAUCGAUAUCGACGGGCCGCUGCGGCGAUGCUGGACACCGACGUUGCGGAUAUUGAGGCUGUUGCGCCGUGCACGCCCCUCCAGCAGGGAAUGAUUGCCAGGUCCCUUAGCAGUGACAAAGGCUUAUACUUCAACGCCUUUUACUUUGAGAUAUCCGAAGAGACUGACCAGGAGAGGCUACGGGAUGCAUGGGAAACCGCCUUCUCGGCUAUUCAGGUCCUACGGACAGCUUUCUUGGACACCGAAGACGGGUAUAUGCAGGCCGUGCGUCGAAAGCCGACCCUCCCCUGGAAGUCUUGCGACCUUUCUGGUAAUGGGCAGCUUUCAGAUCGAUUGCAGCAGUUAAAGGGGGAUUGGUGGCUCUCUAACAGGUCACUAUUACGGACACCAUUUGAACUACACCUCGUUACGGCAGCCGAACACCGGAUCCUGGCUGUCCAUGUCUUCCACGCUCUCUACGAUGGUAUCAGCAUUGAUUUGCUCUUUGAAAGAGUGUGGAGGAUCUAUAAUAAGCAGCGGCUCGAUGAUGUCGGUCCGUCGUUCCUCUCCGCCCUGCCAUAUGGACCUUUGAGAAACUGCACAGGCGCUCGGGAGUUCUGGAAAGGGCGAAUCCGUCCUGAAAUGAGUCGCAGGCUGACUACAGAAAAUUCAUCUUCUGGCAGUGCUGCCAUGGUACAUCGACAAAUCGGCUCUCUAAAGGGAUUCCAGAGAGUAAGACGCAGACUUCAGGUCACUCCCCAAGCCGUUCUGCAAGCCUGUUGGGCUACUGUACUGCACACUCAUCUGAAAGGCACUCCCACUCUCGGGGUAGUCACAUCAGGGCGCAGUAUCGACUUCGAAGGUGCUGAGCGUAUCAUUGGACCAAUGUUCAACACCCUGCCCUACCAGCAUGAAGUUGGGCCCAAGGAAACAUGGGCGUCGAUCAUCAAGAGGACUCACGAGUUCAAUGUAGCAGCCCAUCCGUACCAGCAUACUCCGCUGAGAGAUAUCAUGAAGUGGGUGAACAGGAAAUCCGACCAGCCGCUUUUCGAUAAUUUGUUCGUAUACCAGGUCUCGCAGGAUGGGAAGGAAUGGGCGAAGAAUGACUUAUGGAGAUUGCAGGAGGGAGAGCCGGUGGCGGAUUAUCCGCUGGCUUUUGAGGUGGAGCAGAUUGAGGAGACUGUUUUGAAAGUUACUGUGGUUGCGGAGCCGAGUGCUGUGGGUGAAGCUACGGCGCACAUGCUGCUGGAAAAUUUUGAAGAAUCGUUACGGAAGGCGCUGGAGGAUCCUGAUGCGCAGGUCGACUUAGGCAUGCCAGACACCACCGAUGUGGACAACCGUGCGGACAGCGAAAUUGACCAUGCCGUCGACAGCAAGGCGGCGACCAAGAGCGACUUCACCUGGACAGAGCAGGCCAUACAGAUGCGAGAGGUCAUUGCUCGUGUCGCUGGAACAGAUACAGCACAUAUAACCGAUACGACAUCAAUCUUCGAGCUGGGCCUGGACAGUAUCGACGCCAUCAAGCUCGCGUCGCGGCUGAGGAAGAACAACAUCCGUCUUCGUGUUAGCGAUAUCAUGCGUACCCGCACUAUUGCGAGUAUGCUAACACUAGUCUCUGGAAGCGAACCCGAGAGCGCAGUUGGGACAAGACAUUCGGUCUUCGACAUCCAAAAGAAACGACUGGAGGAGCUUAUGCCUCAACUUGGAGUGUCGCCUGCCAACGUCGACCAUAUCCUACCGGUCACUCCCUUGCAAGAGGCCAUGGUUGCAGAGAUGUUGGCUUCCGAGUACAGGGAAUACUACAACCAUGACGUGCUGAAGCUUACGUCCGAUGUCGAUGUAGAAAAGCUUCGGCAUGCUUUCGAAGUAGUAGUCACGGAAUCGUCAAUACUGCGGACUUCGUUCUUGAUGAUUGAUGAUCCGCGAAUUGACUGCUCGUUCGCUCAGCUGGUGCAUCGCGAACCGCACGACUUCUUUCAUUACUGGAGGGUGGACACCGAACCAGACUUCACCAAGGUUAUGGAGAGUAUGCGUGAAAAGGCUAUGGCUGUUGGUACGAAGACACCACUCUUCCAUAUCAACAUCGUCGAGUCAGCAGAGCAUACAUAUCUCGUCCUCUCAAUCUCGCACGCCCUGUACGACGGCUGGUCGCUGAGUCUUCUCCACUCCGACAUCAACGAAGCAUAUCACGGUAGCUUCAAACCUCGGCUCAGCUAUGAGCCUGCUCUAAGAGAUAUCUUGAAUGCCUCCGGACCCGAAGGUGCCGAGUUUUGGCGGGAUUAUCUCUCUGAUGCUAAGCCCUCAAUGUUCAAACGCAGGGAAAGUAUGGAAAGCCCACCUUCACCGCACGUGCACAGACUUGAACAGAACAGCCAAAUCCAACUGGCCGAUUUGACCGCCUUCGCGAAAGGAAACAACAUCACGCUCCAAUCACUCGGCCAAACCGCGUACGCCCUAGUCCUCGCGUCCUAUGUCCAAUCUCUCGAUGUCACAUUCGGCUGCGUACUAUCCGGCCGGGACGACGAACAAAUGUCCAAUAUCCUCUUCCCUACAAUGAAUACAGUAGCCAUUCGCGCCAUCCUGCACGGCUCGCGGAAAGAUAUGCUGCAGUAUAUGCAGCGGAAUUUGCUCAAUCUUAAACCUUGGCAGCAUUUUCCGCUAAGAAAGGCGCAGGCUUUGGCUGGAGCGAAGGGAAGGCUUUUUGAGAGUUUGUUCAUUUACCAGAGGGGUCCAGGGGAGAAUUAUGGACGUGGAAGAGCGAGAAAGAAAUUGUAUGAGAGUGUUGGUGGGCAGAGUGAUGUGGAGUAUCCGGUUUGCGUGGAGAUGGAGGUUGCAAGCGGACAGUUGAUCUGGAGGUGUGCGGUUAAAGAUGAUGUUUUUGAUGCAACAGGAGCGGAAGAAUUCCUGAAUGGAUUGGAUAAAGUCAUGAGAGCGAUGAUGGAGCAGCCGGAUGAGCCGACUAUCGAGUUUGCACCUGCCGGUGUCUCGGUUUGCGGGCUUCCUGCGUUCCAGCAGCGGGACAAUGGAGCGGUAGACUCGGAAAAGAGAGUGAAGGCAGAAGCGGAGCCAGCUGAGCCGGAAAAGAAAGAAACAACGGCUCUCAAGAACUUACGCGAUGUUCUCGCCCUCGUGUCUGGAAUCCCAGAAGAGGAGAUAAAGAAGGAUAUGACCAUUUUCCAUCUUGGCCUCGACUCUAUCAGCGCCAUCAAGGUUUCUGCGCAUCUUCGGAAACGGGGUAUCAAAGUCACUGUGGGGGAUAUGCUCAAGGCCGGCAGUAUUGGGAAUUUGGCGAAACUCCUGCAGGGGAGGAUAUCCACAAAGGAGGAGAAAGCCAGAGAUGAUACCGCCACAGUGGUUCAGGAGGCUCUGCGGCAUAUUGAUCGAUCAGCGGUGCUGCAAAAGGCUGGUAUCGAGGAGGUGAAUGUGGAGCGUAUUCUACCCACCACGGCGGGCCAGAGGUAUAUGAUGUCCAUGUGGCUCAAGUCACAAGGCGCGCUUUUCUAUCCGGAAUUCCCGUAUCGGCUUGAAGGAGAUGUAUCCUUUGUCAAGAUUCAACAAUCGUGGCAAAGACUGGUGGCAGCGAAUCCAAUUCUGCGGACUUCCUUUAUACCACUCGAGAAUAACCGCAUUUCAUGGCUUCAGGUGGUCCUGCACAAAGUUACAGCUUCUGUCAAAGAUAUCACGGGGUUGGAUCAGGAAGCAGUCGCCCAAUUCGUUGAAGAAUGCGCACUACAACAACCAUAUGCGCAGCUUUUUGCCGCCAAGGGCCCGACCGAAUGGACCUUGAGGCUCAAGAUCCACCACGGCCUGUACGACGGUGUAAGCCUACCACUUCUCAUGCGCCAGUUCUGCGAACUCUGCAAUGGCAGUGAACUUCCUGCAGUCCCUCAGGAUAUAUUCGACAAAUUCAUUGCGACCUCUGUCCCAACAUCAGCACAGGAACAACGAAGGUCGUUCUGGGCAAACUACCUCCGCGACCUCGAACCUAGCCACCUACCUCAACCCGCCUCCCCGCCAAUAUUGAGGACUGAGAUUUUCAAGCCUGCGCUCGUACAAGGCCUAAGCGGGCUGGACGCUCUGGCACGUUCCUCGGGUCUAACAAUCCAAUCCUUCGUUAUCGCGCCGUAUGCCAAACUAUACGCCUCCAUGACAGCCACGCCGGCGAAUCAAGACGUGCUUAUUGGGAUAUAUCUUGCGAAUCGUUCGCAUCCUCGUAUCCCCGAUCUCUCGGAUGCGCCCAUCCCAACAGUCAAUCUCGUCCCUCUGCGAGUGAAUCUGCCGCUGCAAAAAGAUGUCUUGGCAGUUGCGGCACAGGUGCAGAAGGAUAUACAAGCCAUUAGCAAUGAGGUUAAUGCGAGUGUUAGUCUGCAAGAGAUUUGGCAGUGGACGGGAGUGAGGGUCGAUACCUUUUUGAAUGUCCUGAAGUUGCCUGAUGUGUCAGCCAUCGAUAGUGCUGAGGGAAGAGAGGAUGGUUUGCGGAUUACGCCGGUACAGGAGUGGGAUAAAGGUGUAGAGAGGGUGGUGGAGACGCCGCGUUUAUUUUCGGUGGAGGAGAUUGGAAGUGUGGUUGGUGUUGAUGCGCAAGGGGUUGGGGAGGCAUAUUUGCAUGCUGUUGAUGUUGAAGUUACGGUACGGAAUGGUGCGUUGGAUGUGGGUGUUUUUGCGCCGGAGGAGAUGCUGGGUUUGAGGAGUGCGGAGGAGUUGGUGGAGGGGUUGAGGAGGGAGAUUGUGACAUUGCUCGAGGAAUGA